AUGUGCUGUUCAUCCAGUUCCCCGCCGUCAUUCACUGUUGAGUCCCGCGUUAUCACAACAGCUGUCAUCAAUGAAUCGGUUUUUUCAGCUCUUCUUUAUGUCGUCAAAUUUGUUUUGUAUCACCUGCUCACAAAGCAGAACAGUUUUGUUUUGUCAUUUUGCAGAUGUCAUUUGACAAUUACGGUCAACCUCGCACUUAUACUCGUGUCAAAGUUGUGGCAGGCAAAAAUGUCUGCCAUCUUAGCGGCAACAAGAAGGAAAGAUGGUGGAGUUUCUUCAUCGGGCACCGCAUCUGGUCACUCCACGUCCAACAACAACAAACCGUUCUCUCUGGCAUGCCACGAAACUUUAAAGAACCAACCAUCCAAUGUUUCAACUUCAAAGAAGUCUCAAGAGUCAGGUGAUUUUUUAAUGUCUGGUCUCAAUCACGAGGAAGUCAAGAAUGAAUUUAAGCGAAUUUAUAAGCAGUUGGAAGCUUAUAAUAAAACCAAACCAUCAAGAAAAGACGUUGCCCAGCUGACCAGCAAGAAACAGUCCACAUCUAAAAAGCAAGGACACAGGCGUUUUUCUUUGCAUAAUUUCCACCACAAUCGACAUAACAAGCACCACAAUCCCCAAAUCGGCGAACGCACAAAAUGUUUGGAAGAAUCGGUUGACAGGGAGCAAGGAGCAAUCGAUGUAAUGAAAGUUACUCCAGAGGAAUCUUCUACGAGCGCUGAAGGGCGGGUUGCAGUUGUUGCCACUGGAAGCGGUUUGAAUGGAGCAAGCAGUGGUUUUAAUUCAAGUGGACCCGAUGUUCGGACAAGUUUCUUGGGAGGCGAAGAAAUUGCUGGCGGUGCAAUCUCUUCAGAAAAUGAAGAAGUUCCGUGAUUGCUGGAAUUAAAAAAAGAAUGUAGCUUGCUGGCCAAUUUAUUUGCAUCUGUUUUGCAAAAGAUUUUCUUGUUAGCAUGACGUUACAUGUGGCU
Messenger RNA from Helobdella robusta, 965 nucleotides. RefSeq lists its product as hypothetical. The coding region runs from base 1 to 870 and encodes 289 amino acids. NCBI's taxonomy places the organism in Eukaryota, Metazoa, Annelida, Clitellata, Rhynchobdellida, Glossiphoniidae. The transcript has 4 exons. The record is from RefSeq and is a predicted model, not a curated record.